Messenger RNA from Amphimedon queenslandica, 582 nucleotides. RefSeq lists its product as uncharacterized. Gene Ontology annotation, molecular function: protein binding. The transcript is spliced from 4 exons. Lineage: Eukaryota; Metazoa; Porifera; Demospongiae; Haplosclerida; Niphatidae. The coding region runs from base 100 to 582 and encodes 160 amino acids. The record is from RefSeq and is a predicted model, not a curated record.
GGUGUUAUCUCAUGGAGUGUACCUAGUUAUAUUCCAUCAGACUAUCCCAUUAUCACAUAUGAGAUAGGAUAUCAUAUCUUAGAGUCUGGUAACUGUUCAAUGGUAGAUGAUGAUGACUUUGAUAUUCAAAUGCUACAGUUCUCUAAUUCAACCAAUGGCAAUACAUUUAUUACCAUUACUGGUCUUAAUGAUAUGUCUUGUUAUAUUUUUGGUGUACGUGCAUACACUGAUAGAGGACCAGGAAGUUGGAGAGUUGUUGCUAAUGAGACAUUGAUAAGUCAAAAUGUAUGCAUAGGAUCAAAUGAUGAAGAAGCUGUUGAUGGUGCUAGUAUUGGACUGGGUGCAGUGGUUGGAUUAUUAACAAUAUCACUAGUUAUUAGUAUCAUUAUUAACAUCUACUGCUUUAUCAAGUUUAAAUCUUACUAUGCUAAAGAAACAAAUAAAUUUAAUGAUGAUAUACCAAUGCAAGCAUGUGAAUCAUAUGUUGUACACAAGACUAAAGAUACUAAAGAUACUACAAAAGACUCAUUGUAUGAGUGUCCAGAUAUCAAUGUCUAUGAUGAUGCUAUUUAUGUAACAUAG